Letharia columbiana is the source of this 1182-nucleotide messenger RNA. RefSeq lists its product as uncharacterized. The transcript is spliced from 6 exons. The record is from RefSeq and is a predicted model, not a curated record. Gene Ontology annotation, cellular component: U2 snRNP; U2-type spliceosomal complex. Gene Ontology annotation, biological process: mRNA splicing, via spliceosome. NCBI's taxonomy places the organism in Eukaryota, Fungi, Ascomycota, Lecanoromycetes, Lecanorales, Parmeliaceae. Bases 1 to 1182 code for a protein of 393 amino acids. Gene Ontology annotation, molecular function: RNA binding.
AUGGCCAGCAUCGAUUCCCCAAACCAUUCACCCGCCCCACCUCUAUCCAACUUCCCCCAAAAUCCCGAAGAAUUCGACGCGGACCCACGCGUUUCCUUCUCGAAGCUCGCCAACAAGUUCAUUCUUGAAGCAGACAAUGGUGAGGAGUUCGAAUUCGAUGAUGCGCUGAAGAGAUGGGUUCCAGUGUUGGACAAUGCUUUGAUGGAGCAGCAAAGAGCCGCUUAUGCUGUUCAAGGCGUGGAUGAGUCGGAGCCGGCGCAGGCGGUGAAGAAGAGGAAGAAGCAGACAUAUGUCAAUGGGGAAGAUGAAACAGGUGGUCGAGCAAAUAUCAAGAAAGCAAAGCCCGCCCCAGAACCCCGGGAACGCAAAAACACUGCUGUCUACGUAACCUCGCUCCCACUUGAUACCACUGUCCAAGAAGUGCACGACGUCUUCUCACGCUGCGGUGUCAUUGCCGAAGAAAUCGACCGUGGUAAGCCUCGCAUCAAGCUGUACACCAACGACGACGGGAGCUUUAAAGGAGACGCCCUCAUCCUCUAUUUUCGAGCCGAGAGCGUGGAUUUGGCGAUACAGCUACUGGAUGAUACGGAUUUUAGAUUGGGUGAUGGGCAAAAAAUGAAGGUCGCCGCCGCGGACUUUAGUUAUAAGGCUCAAAAAGACGCGCCGGCGAAGAGUAAUAUGAAAGAUAAAAAGAAGAUUAUUAAGAAGACGCAGAAAUUAAAUAAUAAACUCGCAGAUUGGGAUGACGAUGAUCCACAGGCUAUUCAGGAUACCAGUUCACGGUGGGAUAAAGUGGUUAUACUGAAACACCUGUUCACUCUCCAGGAGCUCGAGGCGCACCCAGCGGCCAUCCUCGACAUCAAAGAAGACAUCCGAGAAGAAUGCGCCAAGAUGGGCGAAGUCACUAACGUUGUUCUCUUCGACAAAGAAAUCGAUGGCGUAGCAAGCGUGCGGUAUGGUAAUGAUGUGGCUGCGAAUGAGUGCGUGAAGGUCAUGAACGGCCGCCACUUCUCCGGAAUGGUCCUCGAAGCCUACAUCGCGGACGGGAAUGAAAAAUUCAAGAAGUCGAGCGAGAAGAAAGCAGCUGUAGUUGAAGAAGAAGAAGAGGGUGAAGAAGAGGGCAAGCGAUUGGAUCAGUUUGGGACUUGGCUUGAGGAAGAGGCCGGUGCUGCGAAAAAGUGA